Messenger RNA from Puma concolor (puma), 1470 nucleotides. The record is from RefSeq and is a predicted model, not a curated record. NCBI's taxonomy places the organism in Eukaryota, Metazoa, Chordata, Mammalia, Carnivora, Felidae.
AUGGAUCUUUUCAUAGUUCUGGUGAUUUAUCUUUCUUGUUUGAUUCUUUUUUUUCUCUGGAAUCAAAACCAUGCCAAAGGGAAGCUACCACCUGGCCCCACUCCUCUGCCAAUCGUUGGAAAUAUUUUGCAGAUAAAUACUAAUAAUGUAAGCAAAUCCAUAAGCAAGCUAGCAGAGAGUUACGGCCCUGUGUUCACUGUGUACUUUGGCAUCAAGCCCACUGUGGUGAUAUACGGAUAUGAAGCAGUAAAGGAAGCUCUAAUUGAUCAGAGUGAGGUGUUUUCUGGCAGAGGCCCUUUCCCAGUGCUGGACAAAUCCGUCCAGGGAUUAGGAAUUAUUUUCAGCAACAGAGAGCAGUGGAAGCAAGUCCGGCGUUUCUCCCUCAUGGUUUUGCGGAAUAUGGGCAUGGGGAAGAAGAGUAUUGAAGACAGAAUUCAAGAGGAGGCCUUGUAUCUGGUGGAAGCAUUAAAAAAAACCAAUGCAUCUCCCUGUGAUCCUACUUUCCUUCUGGGCUGUGCUUCCUGCAAUGUGAUCUGCUCCGUUGUUUUCCAGAAUCGUUUUGAGUAUGAUGAUGAGAAAUUUUCAAUCUUGAUAAAUUAUUUUCAUGAAAACCUCCUAAUUUCAAGCAACUCCUGGAUACAGCUCUGCAAUGCUUUUCCUCUUUUAAUACACUUUCCAGGAUGUCACAAUGUGUUACUUAAAAACAUUGCUAACCAAUGUAAGUUUAUUGUGGAAAAAAUAAAAGAACACCAAGAAUCCCUGGACCUCAGUAACCCUCGAGACUUUAUUGACUACUUCCUGAUCAAAAUAGAGAAGGAAAAACACAAUAAACAGUCUGAAUUUACCAUGGACAACUUGAUCUUUACUGUCUGGGAUGUGAUUAGUGCAGGAACAGAGACAACGAGCACCACCCUGAGGUAUGGACUCCUGCUCCUGCUGAAGCACCCAGAGGUCACAGCUAAAGUCCAGGAAGAGAUUGACCGUGUGGUUGGCAGACAUCGGAGCCCCUGCAUGCAGGACAGGAGCCACAUGCCUUACACAGAUGCUGUGGUACAUGAGAUCCAGAGAUUCAUUGACCUCGUCCCCAACAGUCUGCCCCAUUCAGUGACUCAGGACACUAAGUUCAGAGAAUACCUCAUUCCCAAGGGCACAACCAUAUUAACAUCUCUGACUUCUGUCCUGCAUGAUGACAAAGAGUUUCCCAACCCAGAUCAGUUUGAUCCUGGCCACUUCCUGGAUGAAAGUGGCAACUUUAAGAAGAGUGACUACUUCCUGGCUUUUUCAGCAGGAAAGAGAGUUUGUAUUGGAGAAGGCCUGGCCCGCAUGGAGCUGUUUUUACUACUGACCAACAUUUUACAGCAUUUUACGUUGAAAUCUGUGGUUGAUCCAAAGGACCUUGAAACUGCCCCAAUUGUCAAUGGGGUGGGUGCUGCACCGCCCGUAUUUAAGCUGUGCUUCAUUCCAGUCUGA